AUGGCGGUCUCAUUUGAAGAGCUCACGAUAAAGACGGAUUCGGGAUCGCCUUACCAACUUAAUGCUGAUCAGGUGGUUCGAGCAUCCACGGCACUGCUCAAGCACAUAAAAAGCGAGGUGAAAAAUCCGGCCGAAGACUCAACUACCAGGCAGUUACCUUUCGACGAUGAUAGUGACGCUGAAGACGGGGGAGAGGCCGGGGAUACCGUCCCGGUCUGGCUAAUUCUUACAACAAAAAAGCAUGUUGUUGACAAAAAUCGUUUAAAACCUGGGAAGAUAGCUGUGCCUCACCCUCUCAACACGUCGCCGUCACUUCGUAUUUGUCUGAUUACUGCAGACCCCCAGCGUGAGGUGAAGAGCGUUAUUGCAGAUGAAACGUUUCCUAAAUCUCUAUCAUCCCGAAUCACAAAAGUCAUUGGCUUCUCAAAACUAAAGGAACGUUACAAGAGUUUUGAAAGCCGACGUCAGUUAUUCGCCGAGCACGACGUAUUCCUCGCAGAUGAGCGGAUUGUACUACGUCUGGUUCAGACUCUGGGAAAGACCUUUUAUAAAUCCAGCAAGAAACCUAUCCCCAUUCGAAUCGAAGAAAUUCAAAAGGUCAAUGGAAAACGCGUGAAGAAGGAUGAGAAGAAGAGGCCUCCUCCCGGCGAAAAGUUUGCUGCCGUUGCGUCUGUUGCCGUCGUUGCUAAGGAAAUUGAGAAGGCCCUCGAUUGCGUCCCUGUCCACCUAGCACCUUCUACAACUGCUGCCGUGCGGGUGGGGACGUCGGCAUUUUCAUCAGCUCAAAUCGCGGAAAAUAUUGAGGCAGUAGUUAAAGGCAUGACGGGCAAGUUUAUCGCAAAGGGAUGGAGAAAUAUAAAGGCCAUACAUGUGAAGGGUGCCAAUACUAUGGCGUUGCCGAUAUGGCUGGCUAGUGAGCUCUGGCUAAAUGAAACUGAUGUGCAUGAAAACGAGACAAAGCAUAAUGAGACACCUAAGAAGUCGGACAAAAAGAGAAAGUCGAUCAAGGCCUCUGACGAUGCGAAUUCGAAGAAGCGCAAGGUCGUUGACGCUGAGGAUGUUGAAGCAGAACUCGUUGCCUCAAGAAAGGCGAAGCUGAAAUUACAGAAGGCAAAGGCCCGAGCUGAGAACUGA
Molecule: messenger RNA, 1134 nt
Organism: Ophidiomyces ophidiicola
Lineage: Eukaryota; Fungi; Ascomycota; Eurotiomycetes; Onygenales; Onygenaceae
Gene: CIC1
Product: proteasome-interacting protein cic1
Exons: 2
Coding region: 1-1134 (377 amino acids)
Source: RefSeq, a predicted model, not a curated record